Molecule: messenger RNA, 3369 nt
Organism: Musa acuminata AAA Group (dessert banana)
Lineage: Eukaryota; Viridiplantae; Streptophyta; Magnoliopsida; Zingiberales; Musaceae
Product: putative pentatricopeptide repeat-containing protein At1g16830
Exons: 2
Coding region: 510-2435 (641 amino acids)
Molecular function (GO): protein binding
Source: RefSeq, a predicted model, not a curated record
AUCUUCGAUGUCUUUAAUCAUUGGCUUACUACGAAUAGUAGAUCGAGGGUGUUGCAUCUUCUAUGUCUCUAAUCAUUGGUUUACUACGAAAGAAUGGAUUAUCUAUAAAUUAUCUAGUUUUUAAAAUUUUGUUCAUAAAAAAAAGAAGGUGAAUAAAAAAGUAUUUUUUUUCUCGAGUUUUAACGAAUUUACUUCUUCUUAGAAAAAGAAAUGGAGAACCCCUCCGGAGUUACUGUGUUCUCAGUUCCUGUGCAAUGGAAGCUUAGUACUACUGCAGUGGCUGUCGGACUUGCUCUCCGAAGUCACGGAGGUUUGGGCUUGAACCCUAAAGCCACCAUUCUUAAACCCCUUAGUGUUCUAUGUUCAUUCCUUUGAAUCCUCUCUUAAAUGCUUGUUUUCGAUCUCCGUCGUCGAAAAUUUUGGCUCAAAAUUCUCUCUUUUCCCCCGCUCCCUCCCUCCCUUCUCGAUUGCAGAGAAGGGCUGGCUCAAUUUCUUGCCCGAGACCCUAAAUGAUACUGAGGGCGAGAGGGUUGUGCCGCCUGACCCCCCACCGAGCGUUCGAGUCCCCACGAGCCUUCAGCAUACAGUCGCCUGACAGCUCCAGGCUCCAGCUUUGCCCUGAGAUCGUGGAGUCUACCGUCUCCUCGUGCCCGUCGGAUACGAUCGCAUUGAGCUUCUUCCUCUGGUGCGCCCGCCAGCCGAAUUACUUCCACGAUUCAUGUUCUUUUGACCGAAUGAUCCCUGUGGUCUUACGGCUCACCGACCGAUUUGGGUCUGUUAGGGAGAUUGUCAGGGAACAGCAGGCUGUUGGGUGCUCCGUAAAGGCGCAAACUUUCAUGGUUUUGAUCAGAGUUUAUUGGCGAGGGAACUUCUAUGGACGUGCAUUAGAGGCGUUUGAUGAAAUGAUUAAGCAAAAUUACGUUCCCAACACCUACGCCAGGAACAUGGUCCUUGAUAUCUUAUUCAAGGUGCAUUAUUUUGACAUGGCAUUGAAGUUCUUCAGGGACACCAGGUUUCCAAACUUCAUUAGUUACAAUAUAGUGCUAUCCAAUCUUUGCAAGUCAAGUGAUUGGCUGGGAGCCAGAGAUGUUAUAAGAGAGAUGGUAAAGAAGGGAUUCCACCUUAACACUGGCAGUUUUUCUGUGGUCUUGGACUGUUUUUGCAAGGCUGGGAGGCUCAUGGAAUUGCUACAGUUACUAGCGCUCAUGAUUGUAUCCGGUAAACAGCUAACGGUAGCAAUCUGGACGAUUUUGAUUGAGAGUCUCUGUCAAGCUGGUCAAGUGGAUAGAGCAAGUACAUUGUUGGGAAAGAUGGUAGAGCAUGGGUGUUCACCUACCGUGAUGACGUACACUUCUCUAAUUAGAGGUCUCUUUCAAGCUCAGAAGUUUAAUGAGGUCUCCAUGCUCUUAGAAACCAUGAUAUCUAAUAAGUGCAGUCCUGAUCUGGUUUUUUAUAAUGUCCUGAUCGAUUGCUUUUCAAAAGCGAGAAGGUUUGAUGAUGCAAUUGAUGUUUUCCUUUGUCUAGGGGACGGUAGAUUACAUCCUGACGCUUAUUCUAUGUCUUCUUUAAUAUGCACACUAUGUUCAUCCGGGAAAUUGAGAUUGCUUCCUAAAUUAAUAGCAGGAUCGGAUGUUACUGCUGAUCUGGUUGCCUGUAACUCAUUAAUAAAUGCUCUCUGCAAGGCCGGUUUUCCAUUUGAAGCAGUAGAGGCUUUCGUCAAUAUGGUCAAUAGGGGUUUUUCUCCAGACGAUUAUAGUUAUGCUGGGUUGUUAAAUGGAUUAUGCAUGUCUGGAAGUAUUGAGAAUGCAGUCAAUGUUUAUAAUGCCAUUGUUGUGAAUAAUCCCAAUGUUGAUGCAUAUGUGCAUACAGUCAUCCUCAAUGGGCUUGUAAAAAGAAGAAAAUAUCAUAUGGCAAUUAGACUCUUCAGGAAAGCUGCCCUUCAAAAUUACUGCCUUGAUGUUGUGUCCUAUACAAUUGCUAUUAAUGGGCUUUUUAGAGGUCAUAGGUUUGACGAGGCUUGGCAUUUGUUUGAACAGAUGAAGCAUUUUGAUAUUGUUCCCAAUCUUUACACAUACAAUGUGAUGCUUUCUGGCUCUUGUUUGGCUAGAAACAUGGGUGCGGUUAAGCAAUUGCUAAAAGAAAUGGAGAUUGCUGGAGUUGACAUGGACCAUACCUCAUUCAAUGUCAUAAUUUGUCUUCUGAUUAAGUUGCAUCGUUAUAAUUCAGCACUCCUUUUAUGUAGGAGAAUGUGUGAUCUGGGAAUGGUACCUAAUAGGAUCACUUGCUCGUUACUUUUGGAUGGUCUUGUUAAUAUCUCUGUUGAAGAAUUAUAUGAUCUUUACCCAAAACUGGCAUAUGACUUUAAGAAUCCUUAUUUUAUGGACAAUUCCCCAUCUGAUUUGCAGAGUGACCUUCUUGUAUGCUCUGCAAAUUAGAUCAUUUUUUGGAUGUUCAGCGGGAAAACAUGAACACAGGCAUUACCAUAAGUGCGUGGGUGAAGCAACUUGGACUUCUGAAUAGAGUCAUGAGAAAAUGGAUAAAGUUGCUACUGCUAUGACUUAUGAGCUUGGUACUCCAUUAGCUUCUGAAGUGCCCUCUGAUGCUUCAUUGCUCAAGAAACUUGUUGGCAUCACUCUGGGUACUAUAGAUGUCGUCUGUAAUUGUCCUACGUAAGGACAGAAAGCAUGUGCAGAAAGGAAGCUUUUUAUGAUUACUUAAUUUUUUUGGAGGAAUGGCACAGAUCUCAUGUACAGUGGCAGAGAAUUAGAUGUAAAGCAAGCAUGAAAUAUACAACAGAUUAUGGGGAUUUAGUAUGAGCACAAUGUAUUCUUCACUGGUGCAUGGCGUUGGCAUCACUUCUACUUAAAACUCAUUAUAAUUGCUAGAUCAGUGGUGGGUGCUUGACAACUUCACUGAACAGUGUCCUUUCGGACAGGGUGCUGACAACUGAGUCUUGAAAAGAGAAAUGGAGUCCGGUUAUGAUCCUGGGUCUUCUCUGCAACUGAAUUACAGAAAUGUUGAUCACUUCUUUCACCAUUUAUGGUUAGACUUUAAUACCAUAUGAAUCAACUUUUUUCAUGAUCAGAGGGUGAGUCCGAGUCCCCACCAAAGAAAUUGCUCCAUCAGAACAGCAGCAGCAGCAUUUGAGCUCUUUAUUUGCUCAUCUGGAAGGUGUUGCUGCAGAAUCCUUUAGGAAAAAGAAAACUACUGGCAUGCUGUGAAGCCCACGGAUCGGCUUGCUGUAUGAUUGUGAUAGCAUGUAACAAAAUAGCACAUUAUGAAAUACAUGUACAUAUACAUUGUUAUCAUUAGUACAAAAGCUAUAGGCUACAUGAAAAUGGAGACCUGUAAAAGGCAUUUUUGGAGGAA